Molecule: messenger RNA, 5669 nt
Organism: Musa acuminata AAA Group (dessert banana)
Lineage: Eukaryota; Viridiplantae; Streptophyta; Magnoliopsida; Zingiberales; Musaceae
Exons: 10
Coding region: 2800-5247 (815 amino acids)
Cellular component (GO): Ino80 complex
Source: RefSeq, a predicted model, not a curated record
AGAAAUCCCCAAUCCCGAAGGAAGGGUAGCAAACCCUCGCCAUCUGCUGUUCCUUCUCCGCCCCCUCCGCCCAUUUGAGAGGUAUUCGACUCCUGAUAUCUAAUUAGGUUUUGUCCGUCUCGAUUUCCUGUGGUUAGAUUUCUUGGGUUGUACUUUUUUGAUUCGAUUUGCUACGGCUCUUGUCUGUCUAAAGGCGUCGAUUCUUGUUGAUUUCAUUGAGAAGGUUGAUUGAAAUCUUUGUUUGUGAUGGUGGUACUCUUCUAACCAUUUGUUACGAAUGGGAUCUGUUGCUGGUGUUAGUUCUUUCGUAAACCUUGUUAUUUGAUUGCUUGUGCGUGUGAAUUGGGUUUCAUGGACGGCGAGAGUAUGUUAAUGACCGCUUAAUGUGUUGCUUCUUUGCUUCGAUAGUGAGCCAUUUGUUUCCUGCUGUUGUGUUGUUUGGCCAUCUUGUUUUCGUCGCGGGAGGAUUUUGAUUAUUUGGUGCUUGUUGGUUUCGUAUGACGUCAUGGCAUGUAGCUUUCAGCAGCGUGUAUAAUUUUUAUUAUAUUUUUCAAAAAUUUCUUUUUCGGUAUUAUGCUAUCAAUGAUAGUGCUUUUUAUACAGAUUUUUUGCAGAAAACAAUAAUGUAAGAUUCUACCUUUCAUCCAUUUUUGAAAAGAAAACAACUUGAUAGCUAUCAUCAAAAGAUGUAUUCAAGGGCAGUCACUAUUGCGUUCUCUGCAACAGGAGCCAGAAAAUGUUAGCAAUUAAACCUCAAAGGAUCUUAGCAUCGUUAGGUGUCCAGUCAUCUCCAUUGAGCCAGGACCCACUAGACUAGUUAGUCCUAAAAUUAAAUUGUAUAUUGAAAAACCUCAUAAAGAGGUUCCAAACAGAAUUUGAAAAGCUGUGGUUACAGAAAAUGUGGUCCACAGGAUCCAGGUGCUCUUUGUCUCCUCACACAAACAGCAGCGAUGUAUACUGGUUAUGUUCAGGUGAGCCAAUCUCUCAGUGGUAAGAAGGUGACUGCAAGAAGUUUCCAACAAAUGAUAACAACUUUAUGAGUGGCUGGGAGCUUCCAAGGCCCUGCUCCAUCCAUUCCUUUGAGAUCCGAAAUCAGUGUUCCUAGUUUUGAGGAAACAAUAUGCUGAUUUCACAGUAGCUGAAUCCUUAGUAUCAGGGUUGUUGGGUUCUGCUAUCGCUUGACACAAAGUGAACAGGGUUGGUGAGUCCUUGCAUGGUGGUUUCUUGAAGUGCUCCAAUAGGUAGGCAGUAUUAGAGGAGCAUUUUUCUUUAUUGUACAUGUCAAAGUGGCGGGAUGUAGAGGAUUACAGCUCUGGACCAGUAGGCACCGGACUGGUACACGCUGGUCAUAAUUCAGAGUUUGUUUAACCCAUUCUUUAAUUAGCAUUAACCCAAACCCCCCACCCCCUAGGGUCCUCUCCCUCUUGAUGUCACACUCGCCUCCCUUGUGCCGCCCACCACUGUCCUCUUCCUACUUUGUAUUUCUGUCCACUGCCUCCUCUUCCUGUAAGCAACUCAGAAUAAAAUAUCUUAUAUAAGAACUGAAAAGAUCUUUAAAGCAUCUUGCAAGCUUCGCCAUCUGAUGAUCAUUUCUCUUGUGUUUCGCUUACUAGUCUUACUCAAGCUGUUAUGUUUAAGAAUGGGAUGCUUUAUUGCACAUUGAUUGAGUUUGAUAUGCUUUAACCAUAAUUUCUCAACAGAUAACUGAUUUUCAUAUCCUCUAUUUUGUUUCUGUAAAAACCAAAGUUUUCACUAUAUUGGUUUGCCAUUGGAGCCAUAAAAAUUCUAAACAAACAACUAGUUUUUCUAGCUUUCAUUUUGUUUCAUACAAGGUAUACAUUUUCGAAUGAUACCGCCCGGUACAGGCGGCGGUAUGUAUCGGUCUGACAGUAAACCGGUACACGGACCGCUCGCUACCGGGUGGUAUAUAUAUAUAUAUAUAUAUAUAUAUAUGCAACGUCGCCCCACCUCGGGAGAAGAGAGGCGACGUCGCACAUUUUUUAAAAAUAUAAAUAAAUAGAUAUAUAAAUAAAAGAAUAUAUAUAUAUAUAUAUAAUGGUAUACGGAGCGGUAUAGCACUCGAUAUACAAUAUCGUACCGUACUGUACCGAGAGAAUGUCGAAACUUAGGUACAGUACGAUAUUUCAAUCCUUGGUUUCAUAUAAGGAUUAAAUUGUUUAUUUAUCGGUCCAUAUAGAUCCCUUUUUUUGGAGACGGUGGAUAGGAGUAGGGGGCAACAAGCGGGGACAGGGACCAUGAAAGGUGAUCGGCCCAGGUGGACUGCACGAGGAAGGGAAAGAAGAUGGGGGUUGGGUUAUUAAGGUUUUUUAAAAAAGUUAAAAAUAAUAAUAAAAGAUUGGCCUUACCGCUCGGUUUGCAGGGCUACCAGGUGGUAAGCCUUGUACCAUAUGUGGAGUGCUGGAAAUUGGAUUAUUCUCAUGCUGGUUCACAUCCGAACCUGGUCAAUAUUGGGGAGUACAUAUAGAUCUAGAUGAAAUUGCAUUCGUUUUCCAUGUGUUGUGAAUUUGAUGUGAUCAUGCUUGUUUAUGGAUGCCAUGAAUCGGUAACAAAUCUCCUGUGCAUCAUUGAUUCUGGUUUGUAUUGCACUUUGGGGGGGAUAUCAUGGUAUCAACAUUAGUAACACUAUUGUGAACGAACCUCGUAUUGGAAAAGCUCAAGGAAAGCCUCGUAUCAACAUUAGUAACACAAUUGGAUGCCUCAUCUUCGGACUCCUGCCAACAUCACGAGAACUGCUAUCACUAAGUCAUAGUGGAUCAUCAUGGGCUUGCUACAGCUUAUAUGUCCAUCCAUUCAGCAAAGACUGCUUCAUCCUUGUUAUUCCUUCACCAUGAACAAUAUGUUUCACCAAUGAUGGAUAUGCUCCGACUAUCAAGUAUGCUCACACUGGGAAAAGUACAUUCAAAUAGGCAUCAGGGAUGCAUUUCAACUGAAACAGAUUGGUCAUAUGGUCAUGUUCAGAUGACAUGCAGAAUGGCAGCUGGUCAACAGAAGAAACGGUUAACAAGUUCCAACUUCCAUGAACAACAUAAAGGAAAGAAGAAAAAAAAGCUGGACUCAUCUGACUACAUAUUAAAUUUAAGAUGUCGUGUGGAUCUGGCAUGGGAUGACCGUCAAAGGAGAGUUGUGGCAAAGAAGGAACAAAUCAGUUUAUCAUGGACAGAUAUUUCUCCUUUCCUUGACUCUGUUUCCCAGUCCCAUGCUGGCUUAGCUGAUGUUGUUUCUGUUCCAAUUGAAAUUUUUAGUUUGGACAAUUUGACUGAUGUUCUUUCUUACGAGGUUUGGGCUACAUGUCUUUCAGAAUCAGAGAGAAAGCUUCUCACUCAGUUUCUUCCUAGUGUGAAAGGUGCAGAACAAGUAGUUCAUUCGUUGCUUAACGGAGAAAAUCACCACUUUGGAAAUCCUUCCCUGAAAUGGUCUACUUCUCUUUGUGCUGGUAAUCUUCAUCCCGAUAUUCUUCUUCAAGUGGAGGAACAAUGUCAACUCAGUAAGAGGGCAUAUUAUUGUGAGAUAAAUAAGUAUCACAAGGGCAUGCUUGAGGUUUUGAAGAAAUGGAAGGAACGAUGGUUAAACUGCAAGGAUCCAGAGUUACUGUUGAGUGAAGGAUAUUGCGAGGACAAGGAAGGAAGCUUAGCUAAUUCUGCUGAAAGGGCUAAAGUUCUUGCAAUCUCAAAGAGGGAAUCACCUCAUAAAGUCAAUGAUCAUGCUGGUGACACUGAUAAAUACAUGUCAUAUAUUAAGGUAAGCAGGGCACAACAUCAGCAGAUCAAGAAUAUAAAGCAUUCUGCUGAUGGUAUUCAACCUAAAUUACUUGGUCGUGUGCUUGGUGACAUACAAUGCUUUCAUGUUCAUCCUUAUGAGACAUUUGAAGAGGAAGAAAAGAAGAGGUUGCAUGAGCACUGGUUGCAAGUAGCAAACAAGGAUCUCUUGGUAGCUUUUGAGGCUGCUAGGGGCCGGAAGUUGUGGAGAGAGCGAUCUUGGAAAUCUUUGGAACGGGAACUCGCAGAGAAAAUGAAGUUUAUAAAUGAUAAGGAUGAUAAAUUAGAAAGUUCUGAGGGCUCCCCAGAAGAACCUACAUAUGAUGGUUAUUGCAGAAAUCAACAUACCCAGGAUAUUAAUGACAAAAGUUACGGCCAGUCCAAAGAUAAUUCCAUUGAUGACCAUCAGUUGGAGCUCAUUCCUUCUCCGAAUAGUCACAAGGAACCUAGUCUUAUCAUCCACAACCAAGAAGAGACAUUACAACAGGAUGAUGAUUUCUCUCCUCUUUCGCAUGUGGAAAAGCAGAAUCCUAAAAACAUGUGGCAGACGGCAGGUGUUUCUGAUUCUUAUUACCAUUCUACAGAGAACCAUGGUUACACAUCAGCUAGCGAGUUGUCUCUUCGGCAACCCCAACUUACAAUAGAACAUCCAACUAAUAUGAUUGAUCUAGAGAGAGACAUAAUAGAAUCCGAAGGUGGAGAGUCCAUUCCAUCAGCUUUUGAUGUAGACGGCCGGCCUUCUCUGUUUUGUUCAUUUGGUCGAAACGAGAUGCUUCCAACCUUUCCAAAGGAACCGAGAGUGAUGUCAUCUUAUCCAGAACAUAUAAACGGCAUGAAGCAACCUGGAUUGCAGUUUUUGAUGGCUAAUGAUGAUUUGCAAGAAUCUAGCCUGGUUUCCAAUCAAUUGCAGGAGCAGCAGCAGUUGAUAGAGCAGAGAGAUGUAAGGGAGAAAGAGGUAUAUAUGCAACAAAUCAUACCCAAGAAAGUAUAUUCCACAACCAGGUACCCAACCCAAGGGUUUCCAUCAGUUGAUCGUCAGAAUCUUGCUGCUGUUCAGUCAUCCAUGAAUAGUGGUACCCGAGGCUACAAUUGGUUUCCCGGUGAUGAUCAGUCUUACAGUAGUUGGUCUGCAGUUGAAUCAUCGAGGGGUGGUGGCCACUGUUUGGACGAUGGUGGCAAUGCAGAUGGGAGCCUCUAUAGUGUUUUAUCUAACAAGUUGUCAACGUGCUCACCAUAUGACAGUAAUAGUUCAGAACAGUAUCUCCAACCAAGAAGCUUUGUUGGAAAUGUUAUCCCCAGUGCUCACAAUAUUUAUGGGUACGGACAGCAUCAACCGGACGACCCAAGCAGCCAUCAAAUGGGUGUUACUCCAUCAAUGAACAACGGGUCAUGGAUGAACUUUCCACAUCAAAAUCCGGAUCUUCACGAUCCUUUGGGGAGACCAUUUCAAAGGCCUUGGGAUCAUCAGUAGCACCUUACUGGCGGCAGAACCCUCGAUCAAGUUCUCCUUUUUGACUCGUUUGCAGGCUGAACCCUCUGUCAAGACAUAUUUACUCGUAAAGAGGCUCAUGUGCAGAAUGCACCAAGAUGACUUCAUAAAAUUUAGUUAUUUGGCCUUUGUGGGGUGGCCUCUCUCAUAACCGGUGCUUGCAAACACUACGAGUUUGGUGGUUUGUACAUAUAUCCUGAAUGCCAUGAGGAUGUGGAAGGGGAGAGGAACAGAUUGCUUUGGUUCAGCAGGGAUUUUUUUUUGUUACAGCUUUUUUUUUUAUUUCGCAUUGUAUGAAGGGUAUUAUUAUAUUUUUUAUGUUGGGAACGAGGGUUCCUUCCACAAAUAAAAAGUUUUGAUCAUUUACAUAAAAUAGUCCUGAUGAUGGCAACUGCUUUAGGUCA